Solea solea (common sole) is the source of this 2983-nucleotide messenger RNA. Its product is annotated as extracellular calcium-sensing receptor-like. Gene Ontology annotation, cellular component: membrane. Bases 72 to 2534 code for a protein of 820 amino acids. Gene Ontology annotation, molecular function: G protein-coupled receptor activity. NCBI's taxonomy places the organism in Eukaryota, Metazoa, Chordata, Actinopteri, Pleuronectiformes, Soleidae. Gene Ontology annotation, biological process: G protein-coupled receptor signaling pathway. The record is from RefSeq and is a predicted model, not a curated record. The transcript is spliced from 8 exons.
CCGGGUCUGGUGCCAGGAUCAGUACUGUGAAAUGUAAGCUGCUGGGCAAAGCUCAUCUACCUGCAUUCUCUAUGGAUGGUGACUAUAUUAUCGGUGGUGUUUUCUCCAUACACUACUCCCUGCACACGGUGAAGCAUAACUACACCUCUACACCUGAGCCACUGAGGUGCACAGGGAGUAUCAACUCUCGUGAAAUGCAAUUCUCUCGAUCAAUGGUCUUUGCUAUCGAUGAGAUCAACAACAGCACAGAUCUCCUGCCAGGCAUCAGGCUCGGUUACCAGAUAUAUGACUCGUGCGCUGCGGUGCCCAUGGCAGUGCAUUUGGCAUUCCAGCUUUCUAAUGGUGUGGACCUGGAGGUUAACACCAGUGAACACUGCUCACAAUCUGGUACAGUGAUAGCCAUCGUGGGUGAGUCCGGUUCCACACCAUCCAUCAGCAUGUCGCGCGUCUUUGGGCCCUUUAAUAUUCCUCAAGUGAGCCACUUUGCUACUUGUGCCUGCUUGUCCAAUAAGCAGCAGUACCCAAGCUUCUUCAGAACAAUUCCCAGUGACCAGUACCAGGCAACAGCACUGGCUAAGAUGGUGAAACACUUUGGCUGGACGUGGAUAGGUGCUGUCCACUCAGAUUCUGACUAUGGCAAUAAUGGCAUGGCAUCUUUCUUGGAAGCAGCGCACAAAGAGGGAAUCUGUGUCGAAUAUUCUGAAUCAUUCUAUCGGACCCACCCACUUAGCAAGAUCCAGAGAGUGGCUGAUGUUAUUCGCAGGUCAACAGCUAUGGUUGUUGUGGCUUUUGCAGCCUCUGGAGACAUGAGGAUCCUGUUUGAGGAGCUGUUACUGAAACCUUUGCCUCCUCGUCAGUGGAUAGGCAGCGAGGCUUGGGUAACUGACCCAGACAUGCUGAGGUUCACUUUCUGUGCCGGCGCCAUUGGAUUUGCAAUUGAGAAAUCUGUCAUUCCUGGUCUGAGAGACUUCCUGAUGGAUCUGCCGCCCAAUAAAGUGGCUGCGUCUCCAGUUCUGACUGAAUUCUGGGAGAAUGAAUUCAACUGCAGGCUGGGAAAAAGUCAAUACAGUGAGUCAAGUGUCAGCAGUGAGAAGAGUCAGUGUGAUGGAACUGAAAACAUUCAGACUCUGCAGAGCCCGUACACUGACACGUCCCAGCUUCGAAUCACUAACAUGGUGUACAAGGCCGUCUAUGCAAUAGCACAUGCCAUUCACAACUCAGUGUGUCAGAAAACACAUUCUACAGCUCAGUGCGACAGACUCACCAAAAUAGGCUCCACACAGGUUCUGACUCAGCUGAAAAAAGUCAGUUUUUCUCAAAAUGGUUAUGAAGUGUCAUUUGAUUCUAAUGGGGAUCCUGUGGCCACAUAUGACCUGGUCAACUGGCAACAGAGUCAGAGUGGCAGUGUUGAGUUGGUGACAGUGGGGCAUUACAAUGCAUCACUGCCAGUUGGCCAGGAAUUCAGCAUCAACAGAAACCUCACCUGGGUGGGGGGUAGCACACAAGUGCCAUCAUCAGUGUGCACUGACAGUUGUCCUCCAGGAACUCGUAAAGUCUUACAGAAAGGGAAACCCAUCUGCUGUUAUGAUUGUGUUCCAUGUCCUGAGGGAGAGAUCAGCAAUUCUACAGAUUCAUCAGACUGCUUCCCUUGCCCGAGGGAGUUCUGGUCUAAUGCAGAAAGAAGCACAUGUUUCCCAAAACCAGUGGAGUUUCUUUCCUUUGACGAGUUCCUUGGAGUCAUCCUGGCUGCAUUCUCAGUUGGUGGUGCCUGUCUGGCCAUUAUUACAGCAGCAGUGUUCUUUCGUCACAGGACUUCGCCGAUUGUCAGGGCUAAUAACUCUGAACUGAGCUUCCUGCUGCUCUUCUCACUGGCUCUGUGUUUCUUAUGUUCAUUAACAUUUAUGGGGACACCCUCUGAGUGGUCCUGUAUGCUGCGUCACACAGCGUUUGGAAUCACCUUUGUCCUGUGCAUCUCUUGUGUUCUUGGGAAAACUAUGGUGGUGCUAAUGGCCUUCAAAGCUACACUUCCUGGUAGUAAUGCCAUGAAGUGGUUUGGUCCUCUACAGCAAAGAAUGACAGUAGUGUCCUUCACAUUUAUUCAAGUUUUAAUAUGUACUAUCUGGUUGGCUGUUAGUCCCCCUUUUCCACUAAAAAACCUGACCACAUACAAAGAGAAGAUUAUCCUGGAGUGUGCUUUAGGUUCAGCUCUUGGGUUCUGGGCAGUUCUUGGGUACAUUGGCCUAUUGGCCGUCUUUUGUUUCGUGUUAGCUGUCCUGGCACGAAAACUGCCUGACAAUUUUAAUGAAGCCAAGCUCAUCACCUUCAGCAUGUUGAUAUUCUGUGCUGUCUGGAUCACAUUUAUCCCAGCUUACGUCAGCUCACCUGGUAAAUUUACGGUGGCUGUGGAGAUAUUUGCCAUCCUGGCCUCCAGUUUUGGACUAAUUCUGUGUAUUUUUGCUCCCAAGUGUUUCAUCAUAUUGUUUCGGCCAGAGAAGAACACCAAGAAACAAUUAAUGAACAAAAACCAAUUCUAAUGCAUCUAAGGGUUAGGAAAUAGUGAUAGAAAAAAGACAAAACUCCCUCAUAGGCUUAAUUAAUAUUAUCAGCUUUUUAAUUUAUUCUAAUUAAUUGUGUCUCAUUUUAGUUCACAAAUUAAAAAAAAGAACAUGUGGUGCUGUAAUUGAAAAAUAAAUUAAAUGAACAACAACCUGUUCACUUUUAAUAAUUGCCACACUGAAGGCUAUGUACAGUCUUUAGGGAACGUUGGACCUGAUGAUGUUAUCUGGUAAUUAGGCUGAAUCCCACGUGAUCUGGUUGGAUGAUGUAACACGCACACACACACACACACACACUGACAAUCUUGGGGGAGUGUGACACAGGCAAUUAAAAUUGAAAAACACUGAGAUAACGAACCAAGUGCCUGAUAAUUAAAUAUUAAAAAUAUAAAUACAAAAAAAAGUUACUAUGAAAUAUUGUGUGAAUU